AUGGAUUCGGCCGCCGUCGACGGCCUCGCGUCCGAGGCCGGUCUCGCCUUUGCAGACGCGUACACGGUCACCGCGCAUCUCGGGGACGGCGCCACCGCGCGGGUUUUUGAGGCUGUGCGGCGCGACGGCGGGGCUGGCGCGGGCCACGACAGCCGCUGCGCGCUCAAGCUCGCCGAGCGAUCAACCCGUGCGAUCCUGCGGCGCGAAUCGCUGCUACUGCGGCAGCUGAGCGGCCACCCGCACGUCACGCGCUGGCUCGGCUGGUUUGCGAGCAGCACGGCGGUCGGCCUGCUCCUCGAGUUGGCGCCCGGCGGUGACUGCCAGCAACUUCUGCAGCGGCACGGCGCCUUUGCGGAGAGCGCGGUUCGUCGAAUGUUUGGGCAGCUCUGCGCCGCCCUUGGCCACCUUCGUGCUCACGAGAUCGUCCACCGCGACAUCAAGCUCGAGAACCUGCUCUGUUGUGACGCGAGGCAGGGCGGGGACCCGGCGCGCCUGGUGCUGUGUGAUUUUGGCCACGCUUGCUCGGUCGCCGAUGCGCGAGAGGACCGCGAGUUCUUCGGCACCCCCGGCUACGCGCCUCCAGAGGUGACCUGCGGGCCGUGCUGGAGCUACGCGGCAGACAUCUUCUCCGCGGGCGUCGUCAUGUACGCGCUGCUG
Messenger RNA from Emiliania huxleyi CCMP1516, 657 nucleotides. RefSeq lists its product as hypothetical. Gene Ontology annotation, biological process: protein phosphorylation. The annotation marks the transcript as partial. Gene Ontology annotation, molecular function: protein kinase activity; ATP binding. Lineage: Eukaryota; Haptophyta; Isochrysidales; Noelaerhabdaceae. The record is from RefSeq and is a predicted model, not a curated record. The transcript has 2 exons.